UUCUCAUGAUGAUAAGGUAAUCGAAAGAUAAGCUUGUAGUUGAAAAAUUAAGAUUUAAACCUUCGUGAUGAUACUCUGUCAGAAAAUUUAGUUCAAAAAUAAUUUUUCGUUAAAUGUCCGUUAAAUACAAGAUAAAAAUGUAAUUUGACCCGUACACCUUCAUCUUCCCUUUCUCUGUAAUUUCACUUUCUUCCAUUUUGGGAUGCUGUAUUUUGCAUCUUGCAUAUCAGCAAGCACAUGGAUUUCUUCAAUUGGACCAGCACAUGGAUCCCUUCAUCGGAGUGGCCAAGCUCCGUCCUCACCAAUCAAAACCCAUCUACCCAUUUUUCAGCAGAAAACUCAGAAUCAAACCCUCAGUCGAAUCCCAGCUACCUAGUUCAUCAAGAAUCACAAUUUCAAACUCCAAAACGCUGCUGGUUCGCGUCCGGCGACGGCGAGUUGAUCCACGCCGUCCACGACAUGUUUCUGGGUGUGGACGCGAACACCAACUCUCAAGCUCAAAUCGCAGUGCCGUGAUCGUUCGUUGUUGUAACCCAACCCAGAGGCCAGAUCCAAUUCCUUUUUUGUCGGGUCGGGUCUCGUCCACCCAAACCCAAUGGUCUGCCUCUGCCUCUGGCCCUCCAAGGCUCCGCCUGUUCAAUACUCUCUCUGUCUCUCUCUCUCUCUCAGUUUCCAAAUCUGAGAAUCAAAUAGUCAGACGUGAGAGGUUUGCAAGACUACAAAACUCAAGUGGCGACUGUAAAUUGCAGAACCACGCUCAGAUGAUGAACUACCUGCUUGAAAGUGAAAUUACAGAGAGAGGGAAGAGGCAGGGGUACGGGUCAUAUUACAUUUUUAUCUUGUAUUUAACGGACAUUUAACAGAAAAUUAUUUUUAAACUAAAUUUACCAACAGAGUAUCAGGCUUAAAUCCUAAUUUUUUAACCACAUAACU
Molecule: messenger RNA, 933 nt
Organism: Malus domestica (apple)
Lineage: Eukaryota; Viridiplantae; Streptophyta; Magnoliopsida; Rosales; Rosaceae
Source: RefSeq, a predicted model, not a curated record